Myotis davidii is the source of this 4688-nucleotide messenger RNA. RefSeq names its product ribosomal RNA processing 1B (gene RRP1B). Gene Ontology annotation, biological process: rRNA processing. The record is from RefSeq and is a predicted model, not a curated record. Gene Ontology annotation, cellular component: nucleus; preribosome, small subunit precursor; preribosome, large subunit precursor. The transcript has 17 exons. NCBI's taxonomy places the organism in Eukaryota, Metazoa, Chordata, Mammalia, Chiroptera, Vespertilionidae. Bases 1 to 2283 code for a protein of 760 amino acids.
AUGAGCACCACGGCAGUCGGUCAAAAUUCGCUUUCUUGUCCAGCUCCCUUUCCUGCCCACUGUCUAGGAUCUGCUAAUCACAGUUACUUGGUCGAAAUCUGUUUUCAAUUACAGAAGCAUCUGGCAUAUCAUCUUUUACCUUCACCCAUUACAGGAGGUUUCAGUCAAGAAGAACUUCUAAAAAUAUGGAAAGGGCUCUUCUAUUGCAUGUGGGUGCAGGAUGAACCCCUUCUGCAGGAGGAGCUAGCGAACACGAUUUCCCAGCUCAUCCAUGCUGUUAACAACUCCGAGGCUCAGCACCUGUUCAUUCAGACCUUUUGGCAAACCAUUAACCGAGAGUGGAAAGGGAUCGACAGGCUGCGCCUGGACAAGUACUACAUGCUGAUCCGUCUGGUCCUGAGGGAGUCCUUUGAAGUCCUGAAGCAGAAUGGCUGGGAGGAAAGCCGAAUCAAGCUUUUCCUCGAUGUCUUGAUGAAGGAAGUCUUACACCCUGAGAGUCAGUCUCCAAAUGGGGUGAAAUUCCACUUCAUUGAUAUAGAGCUUUUAGCAGAUCAGAAUCUCAAGUUUAUUGAUCCAUUCUGCAAAAUUGCUGCCAAGACUAAGGACCAUACACUGGUGCAGACUAUAGCUAGGGGUGUUUUUGAAGUCAUUGUAGAUCAGUCUCCUUUUGUACCUGAAGAGACGAUGGAAGAACAGAAAACUACAGUGGGUGACAGCAACCUCCCUGCAGAAGAGAUAGCUGAAAAUGAGGUGACAUGGAGAAAAACAUUCAGUAAAAAGAAGACAGCACUGGGCAAAUAUCACUCCAGAAAGGAAGGAAUCAGUGAUGAAGGUGAGACAGAUGGCGGUGGAAGCAUGGAAGACACUGGGUCACUUCUCCAGUUUGACUAUAAGGCUGUUGCGAACCGACUCCUGGAAAUAACCAACAGGAAAAACAUCCCUCCCUUCAACAGGAAACGUCUCUGCAAGCUAAUCAAGAAAUUCCAAGAUCUCUCUGAAGGCAGUGUGUCUCAACUCAGUUUUGCUGAGGACAUUUCUGCUGAUGAAGAUGACCAGACCCUCAGUCAAGGAAGGCAUAAGAAAAAAGGAAAUAAGCUUCUAGAGAAAAUGGACAUGGACAAAGGUGAAGGAACCAGGUUCUUUCUUGCUGAGGAAGAGGAGAGUAAAGCUGGUGUUCACAAGAGGAAACGGAAAAAGAAGAAGAACCACCUUCAGCCUGAACACUUGGGGUCAGGGGUCAAAGCCGUCCCCCCAGAACAGAAUGGGGACCCAGAGCAGAACGGGGACCAUGAGCCAGAGGCAGGUCCAGGAAGAGCCCAGAAGCUGGGUGGGAUUGCGCCAGGGGCAGGGGUUUCGCCCAGCCCCCAGGGGCAGAGCAGCUCGGAGCACCCCCUCGUGCAGCCUCCCACGCACAGCAGGAGGAAACGACCAAGGAAGAGGAGCCCUCGGUUCCAGGAACUGGUUGCCGAGCCCACAGUGUCGCCUCUGGAGGACCUGUGUCAAGGUGGCCCCGACAGUGGUUAUGCUGCGGUGCCUGUCCCGCAGGCUUCCCCAGCCAGUGGAGCCCCAGCCCUGAAGAGGAAGCGGAAACUCAGGGCUCCCCUGGCCAAUGGCAGCCCGCCCACGCUGGCCUGGCCCCCGCCCCAGGAGGAAGGCCCUGCAGCCAGCCCAGCAGACGGAGGGGAUUGCCCCGCCACCCUGCCCCCGGGUGGGAGACUGAAGAAAAAGAAGGGGGAGCCCAGCCGUCUUGACCUCUACAACCCGUCCACUCAAAAAACUGCCAUCUUCAAAAAGAGGAAGAAAAUGAGAGAGAUGCUGAACUUGGUUGAACACAGCAGAGGACUGGAAUCUGAACUCAAGCUCGUCCAGGCUCUGGGGAGCAGCGGAGCUUUCAGCCCUUUGAAGAAAAAGAAGCUGAGGACUGAGAAUGACUUUGUGAAGUUUGACACCCCCUUCUUACCAAAGCCCCUGUUCUUCAGAAAAGCUAAAAGCAGCACUGCCACCCCUGGGACUCCUGCUAUGCAGCUCAACAAAACACCAUCCAGCUCCAAGAAGGUCACCUUCGGGUUGAACAGAAACAUGACUGCGGAAUUCAAGAAGACAGACAAGAGCAUCUUAGUCAGCCCCACAGGCCCCUCCCGAGUGGCCUUCAACCCUGAGCAGAGGCCCCUCCACGGGGUGCUGAAGACCCCCACCAGCUCCCCUGCCAGCACCCCCCCGGGGACCAAGAAGCCGCUGACGGCCACCCCAAAGAGAAGGCCAACAGCGAUGGACUUCUUCUAACAGUAGCAGAGUCCCUUUGUAAAAACUGCUUUUGUACAGAAUACUCUAUAAAUUAUAACUUUUAAAAGGUGGGGUGUUUUUUAUUACUUUAUAAAUUGUAUAGAUGAGGGUCAGAGUGUGAGCCACGACGCUGCUGUGGGCAUCUUGGUUGAAGUUUCACUACGAACACGGUUUGUGCUGGCGCUCACCGGGAUUUCCACACUCGUGGGAGCCGAGAGCAUGUGACCUUCACCACGGAUGGAUGCUGCUGGCACGUGUCCACGUGUCAGCCUGGGGUCAGACUCCAUCGGCUGUCGCCUGUGCACAGCCUGGGUACUCGUGUCUGCCUGCUUGGCUGAUUUCUGGUGGUUUUUCAUGUAAGUCUCCAUUUAACAAGCACCUAAGCUUUGUUCCCAGGCUCUGUGGGUAGUGGGCAGUUUUUGAUCGGAUCACUCUGACUGAAUCCGAAAUACAGCUGGGGAUGAGCCUUCUAGUGUGCAGGAGAGCAGAGCCCGUGGCCUGUGGCCUUCCCUGUGUUGCUACCUCUCAGAAAGCCCAAAGUGUCCUCAUCGGAGAGCAGCGGCCCCCGGCACUCCCCCGUCCAGUUGUCGUGCUCUGGCUGCUCUGUAUACGUAAAUGCCUGUGCCGGCGGCCUAUCGCCGGCGUCCACAUGAGCAGCUCUCCCAUCUUAAGUGAAAACAGUGCUGCGAGGCCUGGCCACAGCACCCGGAGACCGAGCUCCUGCUGGGAGGCAGGCAAGCAACUGCCAGGACUGUUCGUGUGUAUUUACUUGUUCAGAGUUACCUAAUAUCUGAAAUGCUGAGUCAUGCAUUGGCAGGUUUUUAUAAAGUCCUCAUUUUAAUUAGAAAAGGUGGGAGGCACACAGACUUACAGUUGGAGAAACAAAUGCAACUUGGAGCAGCGCUGCUUAAUCCUUGAUCUGAUCCCAGAGCCUGAAUGAGGGGUGGGAUGCAGACUCGGAGCCAGGGGUCGCGUCAGGAAAGCCCCUGGCCCGGCUCCUUCUUGAGUUUGCACAGUAACAAAUUGCAAUCGUAACGGGGGACACACAGUUUUGCCUCAGGUGCCCAGUGCUUCCCAGCCUGCUCUCCACUCAGGGAUCUCAGGCCUCCCAGAGUGAAAGCCUCCCUCCCCCUAAGCAGGAGCCCCAGUUUCUCACCAAAACCAGGGCCAGCCCACAUUGCUCCUUCCCAGCUGAGGGCCCAGGGUGCCACCCCUCCCUGGUCAGGGCUGUGGCUUCGGAAGAAAGGCCUUCUGGGAUGACAUGGUCCAGCUGAGUGGUUUCCUUAAUCACAUGACCAGGGGGGCAGACUUACCCAGGAAGGCCCUGCUGCCAAGGAAGGGGAACUGUUCUUUGCUCUAUAUCGAAGUGUUGUCACAGGUCAGGAAGAAAGAAACAGCGAACAUUGUGCUGCUGUUAGCUCUUGUAGUGAGACGUCUUCAUACAAGAUGACCUUGUGGCUGCAUGGUUUUAGUGAGCUACAUUCGCCAUCAUACCUAAAGUCACUCAAAACCAGAACUGAUGUGUGAAAAGAUUAGAUUUGAGUUGUCAGAUAUUUUUAACUUCAUUUUUUUUACAAAAGUAUCAUUAUUGGUCAAAUUAUUUUUCUAACAACUUUUAUUUCAGCUUGAAAGAUAGGUCUUAUAGUCAAAUGGGCCAUGUAAUCCAGCCAUGUUAAGAUGUCUUAGCAAGACGUUCUAGGGCAAAAAGUGGCACAUUUAUUGUCGUGAUGUGUGCAGGACCUUCUCUUCAUAGCGCUGUAUGUCACCUGUCUCUUCUGGGCUACCAGCGAGUGCCCUGUGCGUGCUCCUGCACGUGCCUGCCUGCGGACUGGGUCCUGAAGGAACAGUGUGUCUUGGGUUCCAUCUGUCCUCUGACUCUGUCCUAACUUACUCUAUUUUGUGGGUAAGUCCAGUAGGUUUACUGUGGCUUAUUUUUAAUGCCUAAAUUUUGGCUACAAAAGAAAAAAAACAAUUUUUUAAAAUUCUCAUUACGUAUACAUACAAGAAUGUCAGAUAAACUAUUUAGAAUACUGGUUUUCUACUUGAUGCAUGCUAUUUUCCUAGGUAAAAUCGCCAAGAGGACUUGGCAGUCCAAAAUAGGAAAUAAUUUAAUGCUGUCGAUCUUACAGUAUUUUGUAAAACAGUCGUCUGUACGAUUUGGUAUCACACUUUACAGCGUAUUGUCCUUUUACUGAACUGAAAGCACAAAGGGGAGUAUAAAGCAGUUGUUAGUGUUGGGAAAAAAAAUGAAAUUGAGUCCAUAUUUUGAUUUUUGUGUGUUUUCUCUGAACUUACCUGACUGCUGGCAAGGACUGUUUGUUUACGACCACUUUGUGUUAGUGUCUGCAGGGUUUGUCAGUACUCAUCAAAGCCAAGUUCAAUAAAAAAGUUGUCUUUGCCUCAGA